AUGUCUGACUUCAUCAAAUAUUUUGAAGAACGUACUAAUCUCAUCUGCUGCCUGCACUUCUGUGUUCUUAUACCUCUUCUUUCUGUUCCUGUGGCCGCUUGGGGCUGGGAUUGGCAACUUAGUUAUACAAAAUGCCGUAUCGGAUAUUUCUACACCAAAUGGGAGAAGUCAUUCAAGCAGAUGAUUGAGAUGAAGUGCGGAGUAAAAGCGAAGUAUAGCUGCAUGCAAGAAGAAGAUGCUUACAGAUAUUCAAGAAUGGGGACGAGACUCCGCCAAAUUGAGCAAAACAUGUUUGCUAUUCUCUUUGCUGGUCCCCCUCCUCAUCCAGAUUCAGUAGCUUUUGAGGCCCUCGAUCAUUGGAACGAAACCUUACAACUUUGCUCGAAAGUGCAAAGCGGUAUGAAACAGUUUGGAUGCUCAGUUCAUUAUUACUACCUGUACCGUGGUGACUACAACUUCGGUCGACUUCUCCUUGUGUGUUCAUUCGAAAAUAUGCAGCCUUUGAGAAAAUUUCUGGGAACUGCACCGAAACCCAUUCCAUUAGAAUGA
Messenger RNA from Cylicocyclus nassatus, 549 nucleotides. The record is from the annotation of a GenBank genome assembly. NCBI's taxonomy places the organism in Eukaryota, Metazoa, Nematoda, Chromadorea, Rhabditida, Strongylidae.